AUGGCGUCCGCCGCGUAAAACACACCAUUGGUAGCAGCUGAGAGAAAUGGAUUUCGCACCCUGAAACCUAAGCCAGAGAACCGAGAUGAAUCAGAACUCCUCACUGUACCUGAUGGUUGGAAGGAACCAGCUUUUUCUAAAGAGGGCAAUCCCAGAGGACUCUUGGAGGAAAGCAGUUUUGCAGCUUUGUUCCCAAAAUAUAGAGCGGCCUACUUGAAAGAGUGUUGGCCCUUAGUGCAGAAGGCCUUGAAUGAACACCACAUCAAGGCCACCCUGGACUUGAUUGAGGGCAGCAUGACUGUCUGUACUACAAAGAAGACCUUUGAUCCCUACAUCAUCAUCAGGGCCAGAGACCUGAUAAAACUGUUAGCAAGAAGUGUUUCAUUUGAGCAGGCAGUACGGAUUCUUCAGGAUGAUAUUGCAUGUGACAUCAUCAAAAUAGGUUCUUUAGUAAGAAAUAAAGAAAGACUUGUAAAAAGAAGACAGCGACUUAUUGGUCCCAAAGGAUCUACUUUGAAGGCUUUGGAACUCUUAACGAACUGUUAUGUUAUGGUUCAGGGAAAUACAGUCUCAGCCAUUGGACCUUUUAGUGGUUUAAAAGAGGUUCGAAAAGUAGUUUUAGAUACCAUGAAGAAUAUACAUCCAAUUUAUAAUAUUAAAACCUUAAUGAUAAAACGAGAAUUGGCGAAAGAUUCUGAAUUACGAUCACAAAGUUGGGAAAGAUUUUUGCCACAGUUCAAACAUAAAAACGUGAACAAACGCAAAGAACCAAAGAAGAAAACUGCUAAGAAAGAGUACACACCAUUCCCACCACCACAGCCAGAAAGCCAGAUUGACAAAGAAUUGGCCAGUGGAGAAUACUUUUUGAAGGCAAAUCAGAAGAAGCGGCAGAAAAUGGAAGCCAUAAAGGCUAAACAAGCAGAAGCGCUCAGUAAGAGACAAGAAGAAAGAAAUAAAGCAUUUAUUCCACCUAAAGAAAAGCCAGUUAAAAAACCGAAAGAAGCUUCCACUGAAACUAAAAUUGAUGUGGCUGCCAUUAAAGAAAAGGUUAAGAAAGCAAAGAAUAAGAAACUUGGAGCUCUUACAGCUGAAGAAGUUAAGCUCAAGCUGGAAGCAGAUGAAAAGAAAAAGAAGAAAAAAUGACAUUUAAAAACCAAACCUUGAACUCCUAAUUUAUGACUCUUACCUCCUUUUGUGAAGGAUUUUGAGAAACCAGGGCAUUAGUUGCCCUAUCAUACUCUGGUCACUUUUUCUGAGUUUUGUUCAUAAAACAAUAGUACUUUUUAUAAAUAUAAAUUAUUCUGUUUUUCAUGUGUGUUAUGAGAAAUUUUGUGUUACAAGAAAUUUUGUGUUACAAUAUAUGUCACGUAUAUUGUAUAACAAGUUCCAGGCAGGUUUUACUGACACAUGAUUUUAAG
This is a messenger RNA of Octodon degus (degu), 1418 nucleotides long. RefSeq names its product KRR1 small subunit processome component homolog. The record is from RefSeq and is a predicted model, not a curated record. Gene Ontology annotation, molecular function: RNA binding. Lineage: Eukaryota; Metazoa; Chordata; Mammalia; Rodentia; Octodontidae. The transcript has a single exon. Gene Ontology annotation, cellular component: small-subunit processome; nucleolus.